AUGAAGAAGUGCACACUGGCAAUCCACCACCCGGUGGUCCUGGAGGACCUCCCGGUGCGCCUGGAGGUGGAAACCCGGGAGAGCCUGGGGGUGGCGGACCCGGAGGAUGGCCUGGUGGUGGUGAACCCGGCAGUGGACAGCCAGGUGGGGGAUGGCCCGGUGGUGGAGGUGGCCAACCAGGCGGUGGGUGGCCUGGGGGUGGUGGAGGUGGAGGACAGCCCGGUGGUGGACAACCAGGUGGAGGGCAGCCCGGUGGUGGACAACCAGGUGGAGGGCAGCCAGGCGGAGGACAACCUGGCGGAGGACAACCUGGCGGAGGACAACCUGGCGGUAGAUGGCCCGGCGGUGGUGGACCUGGUAGACCAUGGCCCAGUGGAGGCCCCGGCGGAAGCCCUACCAAGGUUUCUGAUAACCAUUGAGCACAAAAUUAUCUGGUCCUGA
Molecule: messenger RNA, 441 nt
Organism: Penicillium chermesinum
Lineage: Eukaryota; Fungi; Ascomycota; Eurotiomycetes; Eurotiales; Aspergillaceae
Exons: 1
Coding region: 1-441 (146 amino acids)
Source: RefSeq, a predicted model, not a curated record